GCAUGCUGUGUUUAAUAUUCAACCCUACUUUUAGAGCUUGUGGGUUUUUGCCUGAAGGGGAUUCUGGGUUUAGCGACGGGUACGUCUUCCUGUACAUGCAGCUACACUAGGAGAACAUAUUGUACCAAAACUGAGGUUGUAGUUUUUCGGAACGUCGUCAGAGAGGAAAAAGCUCUUUGAAAGAUGUUCUCGGCACUCCAGAGCAACGUGAUGGUACAGCUCGCUAAGGCUGCAGCCGAGUCACGCCCGGUACAUCUUGUCCGAAUGGCCACGACGUCGUGCCCGGUGAACGCAGCGCAAGCCGGCGUCUGUCCUCUAGCCAACCACGACAUACGGACAUCUGCUGACGUUCUAACGCCACCGGCUUCACGCGUGGACGCUACCAGCUUUAGGACUACGGGGGCAAACGCGCUGUCCACGGCCAAACCAUACGACGAGAUGCCUGGCCCAAGAGGGUUACCCGUACUCGGGUCACUGCUAGACUACACCAAACUUGGAAACUACUCCUUAGAGAAGAUGCACGAAGCCAUAGUAGACCGGUUCAAACAGUACGGUCCGAUAUAUAAAGAGAACAUUGCCGGAGCAGAAGCAGUCCACAUUCUCGAUCCGAAGGACGUGGCUGAUUUGUUCCGGAUGGAAGGCAAGACACCGCGCCGGAUUAUCAUGGAACCCAUGGCACACUAUAGGAAGAUCCGAAAGAAGAAUGCCGGAAUAGCAAACCUGCAAGGAGAGCAGUGGAAGACGUGGAGAUCCUCGCUUCAACAUGUGAUGCUGAAACCAAAUAGUGUAGCCACUUGGAUCCCUAGCAUGGAGGAAUGUGCCACAGACUUCAUUGACCUCAUGGCAGCACAUCGCGACCAGAACGGGGAGGUACCAAACUACCUCGGCCAAAUCUACAAAUGGGCAUUGGAGUCCUCCUUUUCAGUCAUCUUGGGUAAGAGAAUAGGUUGUCUAAACCCCACAGCUGAAGAUACCAACUCCGAGGCAGCGAACCUCAUCUCAUCCACAAUGGACUUCUUUACCGGUCUCUGUAACCUCACCUUCGGCUUCCCUCUCUACAAGUACGGUAUCAGGACCAAGGCAUGGGCAAACUUUGCCGCGGUACAAGACUAUAUCUAUAAUAAAACAGCGGAACACGUCACACAAUACAUAAACGACAUGAGAGAACGUGACGUCACAUCACCUACUGCCAAUCAGACACAAGGGAGCGAUCAGAAGGCCACGGUUAUAAACUAUCUACUUACAAAGGACAAUUUUGAAUUCGAAGACAUCUGUACUCUAACGAACGACUUGCUAUUUGCGGCUAUAGAUACGACGUCAAACCUUCUGGCGUUCUGUCUUUACUGUCUGGCAAAGAACCCGGAAGUACAAGAACGUCUGUACGAAGAGGUCUCUAGAGAGCUUCCGGUAGGGACGCCCGCUACGGCAGAAGCUCUACAGAACAUACCGUACCUAAAGGCAUUCGUCAAGGAGACAGUGAGAGUUUAUCCACCAGUUGACGGAACCAGCAGAAUAUCAAAUCAUGACAUCUCGAUUAGAGGUUACAGAAUACCAGCGAAUACGUUAGUCCGGGUACACUGUCUAUCCGGAAGGAUGCCCCAGUAUUUUAAGGACCCGGAACAAUUCAAGCCGGAACGUUGGAUUCGGGGACACGAAGACUGCGAGAACAUCGAUCCGUUCCUGGUGCUACCGUUCGGAACCGGGUCAAGAAUGUGUGUCGGACGGAGGCUAGCCGAGCAAGAAAUAUACCUGUUAAUGGCGAGGCUCGUCCAGAGAUUCCGUGUGGAGUGGCAUCACGAAGACAUGGACUAUCUGUUCCGACUCACCAACGUCCCCAGUCGACCGCUGGAACUCAGCUUUGUCGACCGCGCAUGAGUAGUGAACUUUUGACAUCGAUGAGACAUGCGCAAACACCUAUGGAUCGCUCGCCUAUACUUGGGGGCGAGAGCAUGACAUCUAUUCAGGGAUCAUCACGACAUUGCCAAACUGGAGUUUAUUACCCGAUAAAGGGACGGUACAUCAAAA
Messenger RNA from Asterias rubens (European starfish), 2025 nucleotides. Its product is annotated as cytochrome P450 10-like. Lineage: Eukaryota; Metazoa; Echinodermata; Asteroidea; Forcipulatida; Asteriidae. Gene Ontology annotation, molecular function: monooxygenase activity; iron ion binding; oxidoreductase activity, acting on paired donors, with incorporation or reduction of molecular oxygen. The transcript is spliced from 10 exons. The record is from RefSeq and is a predicted model, not a curated record. Bases 184 to 1875 code for a protein of 563 amino acids.